UUAAUAGAGUAGUAUUAGUAAUAUUAUGGAGAGUAAAUGUUGUAGAGAAACACAUGUGAUGACUCUUGACUGUUAGAGAUCAGUGUUGUGGGACGCUGAGGAGGUGAGGCGGCGUCAUGUCAUCCAGCGACUUUUACAUUCGUUAUUAUGUCGGCCACAAGGGAAAAUUUGGCCACGAGUUCCUUGAGUUUGAAUUUAGACCGGAUGGGAAGCUUCGAUAUGCAAACAAUUCAAAUUACAAGAAUGAUGUCAUGAUUCGUAAAGAGGCUUACUGCCAUCGGUGUGUGAUGGAAGAGCUAAAAAGAAUUAUUGAUGAUUCUGAAAUAAUGCAAGAAGAUGAUGCUCUUUGGCCUCAACCAGACCGUGUAGGUCGACAAGAGCUAGAGAUCGUCAUUGGUGAUGAACAUAUUUCCUUUACAACCUCCAAGAUUGGCUCAUUGGUGGAUGUUAAUAAUUCAAAGGACCCGGAUGGUCUUAGAUGCUUCUACUACCUUGUACAAGACCUCAAGUGUCUUGUGUUCUCCUUGAUUGGUCUUCACUUCAAGAUCAAACCAAUUUAAGUUGUCCCAUUUAUUUUAACAUACAUUUAAAUCAUAGGAUUAGGAUGUUAGCUUCAGUGACCAUCUUUAGCUGAUUGAAAAGAACCAUCAGCCUACAACUAUCUUUUUGCUGUAUGUUUGAUACUUAAGAUAACUUUUGUAUAAAAAUCCCUUUAGUUUACCAUUUUUAUUAACACAAAAAUCUUUAGAUAUAAGAUUAGAAUUUUUUUUAAAUUUUUUAUUGAUGUAACAAACAUUUGAGACUGCAUCACUUUGUAAGGUUUUUGGUAAUACAUCAGUGUAAUGUAAAUUAAUAAAUAUUUAAUGAAGAAAA
Homarus americanus (American lobster) is the source of this 873-nucleotide messenger RNA. It is a transcript of the gene mago, whose product is annotated as protein mago nashi homolog. The record is from RefSeq and is a predicted model, not a curated record. The transcript is spliced from 4 exons. Gene Ontology annotation, biological process: RNA splicing. Bases 117 to 560 code for a protein of 147 amino acids. NCBI's taxonomy places the organism in Eukaryota, Metazoa, Arthropoda, Malacostraca, Decapoda, Nephropidae. Gene Ontology annotation, cellular component: nucleus; exon-exon junction complex; catalytic step 2 spliceosome.